Messenger RNA from Patella vulgata (common limpet), 3754 nucleotides. Its product is annotated as cAMP-dependent protein kinase catalytic subunit PRKX. NCBI's taxonomy places the organism in Eukaryota, Metazoa, Mollusca, Gastropoda, Patellidae. The record is from RefSeq and is a predicted model, not a curated record. Gene Ontology annotation, biological process: protein phosphorylation. The transcript has 8 exons. Bases 344 to 1384 code for a protein of 346 amino acids. Gene Ontology annotation, molecular function: protein serine/threonine kinase activity; ATP binding.
UCAAAGGGAAGCAGACGAAUUUACUCGUAUAUUGCCAACACUGUGAUUAACCAGAAAGAACUUUGAUCGUAUACAAGGAGAGUUUAUGUACUCAGGAACAUAGCGGUACCAGUAUAUCCAAUUACAUAAUUAGUAACAGUAACAUUAUUAAACUAAUUAUGCGAUGUAUGCUUGUCUAGAAAGUUACAACGGUAUGAAAUCAUUAGAUGACUGAAGACAGAUAAACCUAAAAUGCCGCUUCAGAACUCGCGGAAAAGCGUUAACUGUUUAUGACCCACGAUUUGGAUAUCGUCUUGGAUUCUAUUUACAUGUAGAAAUCUACGCCAAAAGUAAAAGGGAGAAAAUGGCGUCGGCUAAAGUUGCCAAAGCUAAACGGAAAGAAUCUAUACAGAAAGAUUCUCCUUUAAACUGUGAAGAGGAUGCUAAUAAAACAGAUAAAAAUUUAGAUGAUUUAAAAAUACUAUCAACUGUUGGAACAGGUACAUUUGGUCGUGUUGUACAGAUCCGACAUAAGGAAACCAAAGAAUAUAUGGCACUAAAAGUAAUGUCAAUAACAGAUGUUGUUAGACUCAAACAAAUAGAACAUAUUAGAAAUGAAAAAGAAAUUCUGGAAUCUGUCAGUCAUCCUUUUAUUGUAAAUAUGCAAAAGGCAUGGCAUACUGAUACUUUUCUAUAUAUGUUAAUGGAAUAUGUGCCAGGAGGAGAACUAUUUACAUACCUUCGUCACAAAGGCAAAUUUACUGUAUCAGGAUCUAUGUUUUAUUCUUGUGAAAUAGUUUGUGCAUUAGACUAUUUACAUUCACACUCUAUUGUGUAUCGGGACUUAAAGCCAGAAAAUCUCCUGCUAGAUCCAGAUGGGCAUUUAAAGAUAACAGAUUUUGGAUUUGCUAAGAAAGUAUCAGAUAGAACCUGGACAUUAUGUGGUACACCCGAAUAUUUAGCUCCUGAAAUAAUACAAAGUAAAGGUCAUAAUAAAGCUGUAGAUUGGUGGUCUCUGGGUGUACUUAUAUUUGAAAUGAUGGUUGGAUACCCACCAUUUUUUGAUGAUAAUCCUUUUGGGAUAUACCAGAAAAUAUUAGCUGGAAAGAUAGCUUGGCCUCGCCAAAUUGACCCUGUAGCAAAGGAUCUCAUAAAGAAGUUAUUAUGUGCAGAUAGGACCAGAAGAUUAGGUAAUAUGAGAAGUGGGGCUGAUGAUAUAAAGAAACAUAGAUGGUACAAAGGUAUUGACUGGGAUGAGGUACAAGAAAGAAAAUUGAAGCCCCCGAUUAUUCCUGAGCUAACACAUUUUGGAGACACAACAAAUUUUGAUGCUUAUGCUGAAAAUGACUGGCUUGACACAGCACCUGCGUCAGCAGAAGAUAUGGAAAAUUUUCUUGAUUUUUAAACUAGCAAAUCCCAAAGUGUUCCAACUAUGCAUUCACAGUAUACCAAUUGUUAAUUUUUCAGGGUGAAUUAUUAUUAAUAAGGUAUAAUGUAAAUAUUCAUACAGAUCUAGGUUAUAGUGUAUAUUUUACACAUAUUGGUCAUGUUUUACAUUCAUUUGCCUGCUUAAUCCAUAAUAAAGUUUGUGCAUUAAAUCAGACAGUCCACAUAUUUAUAUAUUCUAAAAAUAGACAGAUAAUGAAGGAAGAGAACUACUUGAUUCAAUAUUCUAGAUGCAUUCAUUCAAGUGCCACACCUAAUUAAAUAAUGCAAACCAGCAGUUGCUAAUGGGACAAUAGAACCACAACUAACAGUUAAUUUUGAGACAUAAAAUAAGCAAAUUUUUACCAUAUUAAAGAUAUAUUAUGGAAGAUUAGAUAAAGAGCUGGCAGUUCUCACUAUAAUAGUUAAAAAUUAGAUAAGGUAAAGGCAAUUUGCUGAAAAUUUCAGUCAAAUUGAUCUACGAUGAACCAAGAAUUAAGCAAUUGAAAUUUCAGCCUAGCCUUGAUCAUCAUUACUAAAGUCGGUACGAUAAAAAACAUAGUCUCGAUUAUCCAUUUCAUGAUUAGAUCAUGAAGGAAAGUUGAUCAGCAAAUGGGAUCAUAAUCCAGUAAAUAUUGCAGGCUAGCGAUGACAUCGAGAGUUGAUUAUGGUCUGGAUAAGUUAAUUAAUGUCUAAUUAAUAAUUUAGAUAACAUUUCAGGCCUAAUAAAAGACCUGCAAUAGGCAGAUUUAGCUCUUGCAUAAUGUAUGUUUAAGGUACACACAAAUUUUUUGUAAAGGUGAUCAUUGUCUAUUUUUUGUCGAAAUCAUAACUUUGUUGGUUAUGCACUUAGAAACACUCAUGUGUAAUGAAGUGCUAUAUAAAUCGAACAAUAAUAAUAAUAUAAUAUAAGUUCACAGCCCAGAGGGUGUUGUUAUUUAAAAGAAACUAUAUAUCAUCUGAUCUACAUCCCUUUUAUAUAAUUAGUCCCAUUUAUUAGAGUCACAAUUUAUACACCCAGUUCAUUUGUAUACAGUGAUGGGAAAGAUAUUUAAGGUAUGUUACUGUUGAUGAUGUAUAUUAUAUUGCUGUGAUAAAAACUUUUCAGAUAAUUAUUUUGUUAUCCUUGUCGAUCUCCUAUUGUGUAAAAAGACGUUUUUUCAUUGGAAAAAAAAUAUAUAAUUUUUUUUAAAAAUAAAAGAUUUUUUUUUAAAAAUAGAAACAUUUUUUAUGUAGUUAUUGUUUGUGUAGUCCGAAACAAAAUGUUUAUUUAUUUCAAUUUAGCUCAUUGCUGAAUGGAUGUUUAUAUCCAACUGAACAAAGUGCCUUUAUAUUUUUUAUGCUAUUCAUGAUAAGGUGUUAUGUACUGUGUACAUGACAUAUAGGUAUGUUAUAAGAGUCGGGUUUUUAAUGUAUUAAACCUUUUUACCCCAAAUUGUUUUUUAUGCAUAGUUAUAGAUAAGUCACAUAAAUUUAUCAGUCAAUCAACCUCUGACUCUCAUUUCUGUUAUAUUUGUCUUCAUGACAGUCUGUAAAAUUGAGAGAGAGAUGAUAUUUGUCAAUCGUGUAAUAUAAAAAAUGUACUUUUUAAAUUUGAAGCUCUUUUUAGCCAUAUAAACACUGAUAAAAAAAAUCCUGUGUUUGGUGGCAUCUAAACAGGUAUUUUAAAAAGUGAUUUAAUCACUGAUUAGCUUGUAGUGAGUGAUUGCUUUAUAGAUCGAAAUAGAAGUAAUUUUGAUAUAUAUAUAUAUAUAUAUAUAUAUAUAUAUAUAUAUAUAUAUAUAUCUCAAGUUACAUACCUAUUUUUUUUGGUGCUUGACAUCAGAAGAAGAACUGAAGACUGGUAGAAACUUUAACACAGAGAAAAUUAAUCUGACAAUUAGUGUAUUGUAUUUAAAUUAUUGGGCAUUAAAUUAGCAUUUCCCAGUCAUUCUGAUUGUCAAGAUGAUAAAUAAUAUGGCGAUGUGAUUGAUGGUGAUAAUAUAUGUGUAUUAUCUAUGAUGUUAUUAUACCGGUAGUAAUGUAAAUCAUGCAUGAGUAGAUAUUUAUAAUUUAGUGAUCAUAGCAUAAUUGUUUUACAUGUAUUAUUGGAAAAUAGAUACAUUUGUUUUCUUACCUUAUAAGGGAAGACUUAUGUGCUAAUAGUUUUAUUAUUGUUAUAUAUGCGGUACUUAUUAUUAGCUCAUGUUUGUACAGUUUAUACAAUUUUAAAAUGCUUAGUGAGGGUAUUUUUGUCAUCACAAAUUUUAGUGUUUUGAUGUAAUUAGACGUGUUAUACCUUUUUUUGAUUUGAAACUUUUUUACAGUUAUAUCAUUGCAGAAUUAAACCUUAUUUUCCAUAAAAGGACAA